Messenger RNA from Cornus florida, 2293 nucleotides. RefSeq names its product casein kinase 1-like protein 2. Gene Ontology annotation, biological process: peptidyl-serine phosphorylation; endocytosis; signal transduction. Gene Ontology annotation, cellular component: nucleus; cytoplasm. Bases 415 to 1842 code for a protein of 475 amino acids. The record is from RefSeq and is a predicted model, not a curated record. Gene Ontology annotation, molecular function: ATP binding; protein serine/threonine kinase activity. Lineage: Eukaryota; Viridiplantae; Streptophyta; Magnoliopsida; Cornales; Cornaceae. The transcript has 14 exons.
GAUCAAAGCGCGAGUGGAAAUAUCAUUAUGCCUCCCCUUUCCCCUCCGUCUGUCUUCCUCUCUCCUCUGUCUUCCUCUCUCCAACUCUGCAACCCAAAACCUCCAUUAAGCUAGAUUUCUAGAGAGAAAAAUUCUCAAAACCCUAGAUUUCCUUUACAUAUUUUUCCAGUGAUCUCUCACAACAAUUUAUUUUCCCCCUUUCUUGGUACCACAAACAAAAUCGUUUCUACAUCCUUUGGUCGUGUGUGUGGCCACAAAUUUGUUUUCCCGUUGAUUUCUGAUCAUCGUUUUGAUCAAGGGUUUGGACUUUGGACGGUUCAAUUUGCGCUUUAUUUAUUUGUUUUUAAUGAUUUUUUUUAGCUAGCGUUGAAUUGUAGAUAGGGUUCCGUUUGGACGUUGAUUUUGUGACUUUUGAUGGAACCUCGUGUGGGUAAUAAGUUCCGUCUCGGCCGGAAGAUCGGUAGCGGCUCGUUUGGAGAGAUCUAUCUUGGCACUAAUAUUCAAACAAAUGAAGAAGUUGCUAUUAAGCUUGAAAAUGUCAAGACAAAGCACCCCCAGUUGCUGUAUGAAUCGAAGUUGUAUAAAUUACUACAGGGAGGAACUGGAAUUCCAAAUGUGCGAUGGUUUGGGGUUGAAGGGGACUAUAAUGUUCUUGUGAUGGAUUUACUGGGACCUAGUCUUGAAGAUUUGUUCAACUUUUGUAGUAGGAAGCUGUCCUUGAAGACUGUACUUAUGCUCGCAGAUCAGAUGAUAAACCGGGUUGAAUUUGUCCAUUCCAAAUCAUUCUUGCAUCGAGAUAUUAAGCCAGAUAAUUUUCUUAUGGGAUUAGGGAGGCGUGCAAAUCAGGUCUACAUAAUUGACUUUGGUUUGGCUAAGAAGUACAGAGACUCCUCAACCCAUCAACAUAUUCCUUAUAGAGAAAAUAAGAAUUUGACGGGCACUGCAAGAUAUGCAAGCAUGAAUACUCACCUAGGCAUUGAACAAAGUCGGAGGGAUGACUUAGAAUCACUUGGUUAUGUUCUUAUGUAUUUCUUAAGAGGAAGUCUCCCGUGGCAGGGACUGAAAGCAGGAAAUAAGAAACAAAAGUAUGAAAAGAUAAGCGAAAAGAAAGUGUCAACCUCUAUUGAGGCCUUAUGUCGGGGGUAUCCCACAGAAUUUGCAUCAUACUUCCAUUACUGUCGAUCAUUACGGUUUGAUGAUAAACCAGAUUACGCUUAUCUGAAGAGAAUCUUCCGGGACCUUUUUAUUCGUGAAGGCUUUCAGUUUGAUUAUGUGUUUGAUUGGACUAUUUUGAAGUAUCAGCAAUCUCAGCUUGCCAAUCCUCCUUCCCGUGCUCUUGCUGCUGGUGCUGGAACGAGUUCUGGGAUGCCCCAUGCAAUUGGCAAUGUCGAUAGACAAUCAGCUGGUGAAGAUGGUAGGCCUACUGGUUGGUCUUCAUCAAAUCCAACACGUAGAAACACUGGACCACCUGUAAAUACCGGAGGCUUGUCUAAACAAAAAAGUCCAGUUGCAAAUGAUUCAGCCAUGGCCAAAGACAGUAUUUUGUCUGGUUCUAAUUUUUUGCGGACAAGUGGAUCUUCGAGGCGACCUGCUGUCUCUAGCAGUCGUGACCCAGUGAUUGCUGGGAGUGAAUCUGAUCCUUCUCGCCUCCGUGCCACUGGUGCAAGUCCAAGUGCACUUCGCAAAGUUUCUAGUUCUGCUCAAAGAAGUUCACCAGUUGUAUCAUCAGAUCACAAGCGCAGUUCUUCUAGUAGAAACCCCUCUAACAUAAAGAACUUUGAAUCCACUCUCAAGGGUAUUGAGGGCCUGCACUUUAAUAACGAUGAGAGGCUGCAUUAUUAGUUGUCUCUAUUCGACCCUCGUCUACUGUAAAAAUUGAAAUGGUAAUACUUUGGCAUGCACUUGGAGUGGAAUCUGUUAUUUUGUGUUGUUCUUUGAAGACAGCUGGCAGCUGAAAUAUAAGGUGGUGCAAGUUGGGUAAUGUUAUACUAGAAACCAUACAAUAAGAGAUCUUGAAAGAGUAGAGCAGAGCCCGACUAUAUCCCACCCAAGUUAGGCUUGUCAAUACAGUGUGAGUUGUUUUGGAAUGGUUUCAGUUAUAUUGUUGUUUUGAUCCUUGUUUUCCGUCAGCUCUUAUGUUCAUUGUUCCGUCAAUUCUAUAUGUUAACGACGUGGGUUAUAAGCACUGUAAAACUGUAACUAGGCUAUUUUAUUGAUUUUUGUGGUGCAUUUAGAUUUCCAGAAGACUUGGAUAUCAAUAUUAUCUAAAACUGGAAGGUUGUUUUGUUGAUUA